Molecule: messenger RNA, 814 nt
Organism: Anguilla rostrata (American eel)
Lineage: Eukaryota; Metazoa; Chordata; Actinopteri; Anguilliformes; Anguillidae
Exons: 4
Coding region: 65-799 (244 amino acids)
Molecular function (GO): calcium ion binding
Source: RefSeq, a predicted model, not a curated record
CAUCAGUGUUUGUGCCCCUAACCCCCCAACUGUAGGACUGCAGGUUCAUCUCCCCAGCCAUGAAAUGUUCCUUGUUGUGCCAUGGACAAUGCCGCCAUCGCUGGAGGAUCCGAGGGCAGAAGCUCGAGUCCUGCUGGAGGGCAUUAUUAAAAGCAAGCUGCAGAACUUACUGAGUAAGUUCUGGCCAAAAGCGGAGGUGCAGCUGAUCUCGUUUGAAGACAGCGAGAGGAAAACAAAAACCAAGAUCACUUUUGAAAGCUUUGAUGUUUCCAGCCAGGAUGGGGUAGUGAUCCUCCGCCCUGAGGAGCAGCUGCAGCAUAUUAUCUCUCUCGGCCACGCCCACAUCACCGUCACAGACGACAGCAUCUACUGGGACGACCCAGAUGAGUGUGACUCCCCCGCCCUGAACAAGUGCAGCUCCAACUCCGUCUGCAUCAACACCCUGGACUCAUUCACCUGCGUGUGUGAGCCGGGGUACUACAGCCUGAGCCCCAUCCUCAGCCCUGCCUGCCACGAGAAGGGGAUGUUCACGCUAUGCCUGAAGGACCAUGUAUCUGGGGGCAUCUCCAAGCCUUUCCUCAUCCACUACUUUGGCGGGAAUGUGACUGUUGUCCUCAAUGAUGGUCGCUGCUCCAUCAACGAGACGGACAAGUUUUAUUAUUACAGGAUAACUGGCGCCCCCUCCCAGUGUGGAGGCCAAACGCUUGUGAGUACCGGCACCAGAUCCAGGUCAUGUACACAGCUGGUGCAUUCUGGGAAUGCACACCAUCACAAAACUGAUUCACUAAACCUGGCAUAGCAAGCUGCAAGUGCU